UUUUCUGAAAUUCAGAAACAGGGUAGUGAGAUUACGCGGGGAGGGAGGAUCCGGAAAAGGAAAAUGACCGAGCCGAGAUUGAGAGUGAGAGAGACGUAUUACGUGCGCAAAAAGCUCCUCUUUUUCAUUUAUUUUCCCCUUUGUAUUAAGUUUUUUCCAAUUCCCACACAUCCUCGUUAAAAGCCCACAAAGAAGCCCAUCGCUGCUUCAGAUCCCUCCCUGCGGCUGCAUUAACCUCCAAAUCACGCUGUGAAAGAAAAUUCCAGAAAAGAGAGAGAGCACAGAAAGAAACAGAGCAAAUUGAAUCAGCUGAAAACAGUGAUCAUUAUGGGCCGUAGAGACAGAGAGUCCCUGAACUAUGAGACCUCUUAUUCUUCUUCUCCUUCUUCAUUGAGUGAGGCUUUGAUCUUGGCCACCAUGUGCAUCAUUGGCCUCCCAGUUGACGUGCACAUCAAGGACGGUUCUGUCUAUUCUGGACUCUUCCACACUUCCUCUGUCGAAGACGAGUACGGUAUCGUUCUUAAGAAUGCAAGUUUGACUAAAAAGGGAAAAAGUUAUUCGAAUGUAGCAAAUGGUGUGCUCAUAGACACACUGGUAAUCCACUCAAGUGAUCUAGUUCAAGUUGUUGCAAAGGGGGUUCAGCUUUCAUCUGAUGUUGUUGUUAGAAAUAUGGCUGGUGAUCAUACAGAAGCUGUUGUGGGGAUUGUACCUUCUGAGCAUCCAGUGACAGAGGCAAACAAAACUACGAAGUCUGCCAUACAUAAGAAUAAAAUCAAUCAGACAAGGAGUUCGGUUCGAGCAGAGAAUGGCUUUGCUCAUGGUUUGAUGCCCAAAAUAUCUGGAGGGAAGCAUGAACAGAGAAAAUCAUCAACAAAUCAGAUAGGAGAUGCUUUGGAAAUUGAAGAUGGUAAAAGUGACAGGAUAAGUUCAGCAAAGGUUGAAGAAGCUUCUGGAGAAUCUGAUGGGAGGUCAAACAGUGAACAAUAUAUUUUCAGAGAGAAGAUGGAGUGUCAUGGAGAAGCAAGUGCUGAUGAAGUUCAAGGAUCUACUUCAAGUUUGGAUACCAGCCUUAACCGAGUAAAACCUGUUGAGGAUGGGUAUGCAAAGAGGACAUCACAGCUCUUGCCAAAUGAAGCAUCCAGUGAUCCUGCUACUAUACCAGUUAAACCAGACAACCAAUGCUGUAAAAGGCCCACUUCAGCAGAAACCUCUUCAUCCAAUGCAAUUUCUUCAGGUCUUUCGACUUCUUCCAAACCAAAUGUGGAUGUCACCUCAAAGUCAAAUCUUAGUUCAUUCACAACAUCAACUGAAAUGGUCCCUCAACAAAAUCCAGAAUCUAAUAGAAGUUCUAAGGAAUUUAAGCUCAACCCAGGAGCAGAAAUUUUCUCUCCGUCCCUUGCAAAUCUCAUAUCAAUGGCUCCAGCAGUGCCAACUGUUGCAAGCAUGACUUACAUACCAAACAACUCUUCUGUGGGGCCUGUUGCUGCUGCUCAACCAGAACCUGAAUUCAGCACAUUUGCAUCUUGUUCAUCCAUGAAUGUCAAGGUUGUCCCGUAUGGUAAUUUGACAGCUGGAAAUGGUGUCAGCGGUUCUCGAUUUUCCCAACCUAUUGUUGGACCUAUGGGAAGCAGGACUCAGCCAUUUCGAUAUCCUGGACAGUAUAAUCCUGUUCGGGCUGGACCUGCAUAUACACAUCCAACGGCUCAAGCUGUUAUGUUUGGACGAUGGGGUCCGCUUGUCUAUGUCCAUCCAGUUUCUAACGAUUUGGUUCAGGGUGCAGCCGCUAUCUCACCGCUAUCUGUGCGUCCUGUCUUGACUCCACAUCAAGUCCAAUUUCAAAAGCAGCAAGGAAGUGCAGUAGGCCAAGCGUUGCAUCUCUCUGGACAGCAACCUUUCGCAGUGCCAAGCCACAUCCCACUUGUGCAGUCUACCUUCCCUGCAAACCACCCAAUUUCGGUCCCAGGAGCUAAUGGUCUCUACGGCACCAAGUUUUCAUGAAUAAGUUUUCGUUUUCAAUCACCUCAACAGGUUUUCUCUUCUUUUCUUUUAUUUUUUUAAUUUUUUAAUUUUGUUUUUUAAUAAUUGUAAAAUUUUUCCAUAAAAUUUUGGCCCACAAUUUUGUAUUCGAGAAGAGUCCAGUUGAACAGCACUGAGUUACAAGUGUUAUCGGUUUGAAGUAAAAGAUCAUAUCCCUUUAAACAAGGGUUUGUUCAGUAGAACCCAUUUUAUGGAUGAAGGUUUAUUGCUCAUUAAACAAUGUAUGAAAAAUGAGUCCUGAUGUUUCCAGAUU
Carya illinoinensis is the source of this 2290-nucleotide messenger RNA. RefSeq lists its product as uncharacterized. NCBI's taxonomy places the organism in Eukaryota, Viridiplantae, Streptophyta, Magnoliopsida, Fagales, Juglandaceae. Gene Ontology annotation, molecular function: RNA binding. The coding region runs from base 328 to 1998 and encodes 556 amino acids. Gene Ontology annotation, biological process: cytoplasmic stress granule assembly. The transcript has 13 exons. The record is from RefSeq and is a predicted model, not a curated record. Gene Ontology annotation, cellular component: cytoplasmic stress granule.